Molecule: messenger RNA, 2392 nt
Organism: Vespa velutina
Lineage: Eukaryota; Metazoa; Arthropoda; Insecta; Hymenoptera; Vespidae
Product: myrosinase 1-like
Exons: 7
Coding region: 3-1526 (507 amino acids)
Biological process (GO): carbohydrate metabolic process
Molecular function (GO): beta-glucosidase activity
Source: RefSeq, a predicted model, not a curated record
AUAUGAGGCGCAUCAUGUCAAGGAAAAUUAUUAUUCUCUUUAUUUUCGUUGCAUCCACGCAGGGGAACAACUUGUCGGAGGAGAAUGAGGAAUACCUGAGGUUCCCACCGAACUUUCUCCUGGGUGCUGCGACUGCAGCAUACCAAAUCGAAGGAGCUUGGAACGUUAGCGACAAAGGAGAAAGUAUUUGGGAUCGAUUCUCUCACGAAAGAAAUGGACUUAUCGUCAAUAACGAUACCGGUGAUAUCGCUAGUGAUUCGUAUCAUAAAUUUAAAGAAGAUGUAUCUCUGCUAAAAUAUGUCGGGAUAAAGGCCUAUCGUUUUUCCAUAAGCUGGCCACGUAUAUUGCCAACUGGUUUUUCUAACAACAUUAGUAAAGAUGGUGUUACUUAUUACCAUAACCUUAUUGAUGAAUUAUUGAUUAAUGAUAUCGAACCUAUCAUAACACUUUAUCACUGGGAUCUUCCUCAAGUAAUCGAAGAUGCUGGAGGAUGGUUGAAUCCACACGUGGUCGAUUGGUUUGUAGACUAUGCUAGAGUCGCUUUCAACGAAUUCGCUCCAAAAGUAAAGAAAUUCAUAACGUUGAACGAACCAUCGGAUAAUUGUAUUAACGUUUAUACUACGGGAAUUCACGCACCCUCUAAAUCGUCUUUACGCGGCAUUGGAGAAUAUAUUUGUGGAGAGAAUAUGUUAAAGGCUCAUGCUCGUGUUUAUCGAAUGUAUCAGAAAGAAUUCAAAGAUACUUAUAAUGGCUUAGUUGGUAUCAAUGCUCACGUAAAUAAUUUUUAUCCAAAACAUGAAAAUGACUCAGAAUCCGUAGAAAUAGCAUUUCAAUUCUCAAUAGGUUGGAUGCUUCAUCCUAUAUAUUCUAAAACAGGUGAUUAUCCUAAUAUAAUGAAAAAUUUGAUAGAUAUGAAGAGUCAAAAACAAGGUUAUUCACGAUCUCGAUUACUCAAGCUUGGAGAUAAUUGGGUGGAUUAUAUUCGCGGUACUUCCGAUUUUUUGUCAAUAGAUCAUUACACUUCUGCAAGAGUCGAACGGGGAGACGUUGAAUUAGAACCUUCAUUCUAUAACGACCAAGGACUAAUAGAAGAUCAAGAUCCUACUUGGGAAAAUAAUACUAUUCCGUGGCUGAAGAUUGUACCAGAAGGAUUUGAUAUCAUUCUUAGAAAAUUAGCAAUUGAAUAUAAUAAUCCGCUCAUGUAUAUUACGGAAAAUGGUGUUUCCAGCGAAAAUACCAUCAACGAUGAUGAUAGAGUGAGAUAUUAUUGGAAAUAUUUAAAAGAGAUGCUUAUUUCCAUAUAUCGUCAUAAAGUUAAUAUUAAAGGUUAUCUGUUAUGGUCUUUCAUAGACAGUUUCGAAUGGACAAGUGGAUAUAGCCAAAAUUUUGGAAUUGUUCAUGUCAAUUUCACUGAUCCGGAAAGGAAGAGAACGUUGAAAAAAUCUGCUUAUUGGUGGCGAAAAGUAAUAAAAUAUAGAACCUUGAACAUAUCCUCUUUUGAAAAUGAUACCACAUCUGAAACGUAAAUUUUCAUAAAGGAGACUAUAGUUUUCAAUUAUUUGAUUUUCAAAUUAUGAUUCUUUAGUUAUGAUUUUUUUAAAGCAAUUACAACAACAUAUGUAAAAAUAGCAGUUGCUAUUCAUGAUCAUUCAACUCUAUAAAUAUUUUGGUAAAAUUUGUUUUAUAAUGAAACAUGAAAUGAGACAACUAUCUAUUCGACAUACAUUCGUAUAUUUAAUACUAUAUUAGCAAAUUCUAUUUAUAAUUUUAAAGUUAUCAGGCUUAGCAAAUAAUAAUAUGAAUUUACGUUAUUUUAUGGAAAAUUUUGAACUAUCAUCUAAAUAAAUAGACAUUUAUCAAUGCUAAAUAGAAAUGCGAAAAUCAAAAAAGUUUGUGAUAAUACGUUUAUAUAACUGUACUGUUUAUUUGGAUGUUCAAUAUAAAUUGCGUAAGAUGAUAAACAAAUGAUAAAAGAUAUAAUAGCGCAUAAGACAUUUAAAGAGAGAUUUUUAAUGCGGUCGAAAUGGACGAGGUUCGACAAAUAGAAAAUAACGCGCAAGAACAUAGACAUAAAGACAGGAAGUCGAAAAGUGAGAUAAAAAAAAGGUGAUAUGGAAAUAGAAAUACGUCACGGUAAACAUGUCAAAAUUUAUCAAAAUGGAUAUGUUAAAAUAUAUUUAUAUUUUUACAGUAAGAUAAGAUAAUAGAAUUCAUAACUACAUGUUAUUAGCAGACCAUUUUCUUUAAUACUUAUAUCUAACUAUAGAGUUCUUUAUAUAAAUUUAUUAAAGUCGUAAAUAAAGACUAAUCGUAAAGUUCUUAUCAGUUUAAUAACUCUUAUCAACUAACAUAAACUUGUAAUAUUUUUUCGAAAUAAAGAUAUUGACUGCAA